Poecile atricapillus (Black-capped chickadee) is the source of this 2469-nucleotide messenger RNA. Its product is annotated as aurora kinase-like. NCBI's taxonomy places the organism in Eukaryota, Metazoa, Chordata, Aves, Passeriformes, Paridae. Gene Ontology annotation, biological process: protein autophosphorylation. The transcript has 6 exons. The coding region runs from base 1 to 2040 and encodes 679 amino acids. Gene Ontology annotation, cellular component: cytoplasm. Gene Ontology annotation, molecular function: protein serine/threonine kinase activity; ATP binding. The record is from RefSeq and is a predicted model, not a curated record.
AUGGGACGUGCCGGAGUCAUGGAUGACGGUGCUGUCCUGAUGACUGUGCUUGUCCUGCUGCUGGCCGCUGUGGCUGUCUGGUGGGCUGUUGGCCACUGGCAACCACGGAGGCAGCAGACAUGGAAAGCGAAGAAGACCAAGCGCCGCUGGGUCCGGCCUAGAGGCUCACGGAGGAACCGAGGAGCCCCUGUGGCUCCGAGAUACUCCAGGCCCCUGGCGGCCCCUGGCAAGUGGCCACGUGCUCCCGCGAUCCCUCUGGACAGCUCCUGCAGCUGGGGCUCCUGCAUGGCAGUGGCCCAGGAGCUGCAGGAACUGAUGCUGCUGCUCUGGGAUCGCAAUGGGACAUGUGCGCCGCUUUACCCUGGGAUGUGGCAGGCACUCUGGAAAGAACUGGAAGAGCUGGUGAACCGAGGCCACCUGGCCUGCUGUGGCUCGUCUGGUUCCUCCAGAAGCCUCCAUCACCCCAGGAGGCUGCUCCCAGCAAAAUUCUCCACCACCCCUGGGAAAGCCUCAACCCCUGCAAGGAUGGCACAGCAGCAGAGACCCACCAUCCAUGCAGGAACCUCAGGCUGUCAGAGAGCCUCCAUUCUGUCAGGAGCCUCUGCUAUCUCUGACAGCCUCCAUCCCUCGCAGAGGCUCAGGGAGACCUGUCAGCCUGCAGAAGGUGCAGAGCCCAUGCACAGUUCUCCCAGCUCCCUUGGACUCCCAGACUUCAACAGUAAGGGUACAAGCCUGACCAUUGACGUGGCCAGGGAAAGCCCAGAAGUCCAAGUGGGAGCCCAGCCCAAUCCAGGGGAGCCUUCUCAGGAGCAGCUGGCGGAGCAGCAAGCAUCCUGGCAGCAGCAGUUGUCAUCCCACAGCUCCCAGAACUCUGGGCAAGUUGUGCCAGCUGCCAACAGCCCAAGCCUGGUGGUGGAGACAACCCUCAAGACACCAAGGAGGUUCCUCCAUCUCCAGGAAGCUGCCCCAAGAAAGGCCUUGACUACCACAAAGGCCUUUCUAAGAGCAGGACGGUGCCAUCCAGCCACACUGCACUCCGGCUCCUGCAGCCUCUGCGUGCUCUGCUGUCCCAGCUCUGCUGCUCAACAGCCCGACGGCUGCAAGGCGCUGGCCACUGCUCGGCAGGCAGCAGGAAGCAGGUCAGAGCAACAUGACCCACACUGGCCCGGCCCGCUGCACUCGCGGGCAUUUGGGGAGGUUCCUGGGCACAAGGCUGAUGGCUCGGUCUUGGUCGCAGAGCAAAAGAAGAAGCUGCAGGAGCUGUACCAGCUGGGUCCGCAGCUGGGGAGUGGUGGCUUCGGCACCGUUUUCUCAGGCAUCCGCCUCUCGGAUGGGAGCCCCGUGGCUAUCAAACGCGUGGCUCGGGACAGCGUCCUGCAGUGGGACAAGCUGCCCGAUGGCACCCGUGUUCCUGUGGAGAUCGUGAUCUUGGAGAAGGUGGGCUCUGGCUGCCACAACAUCAUCCAGCUCCUGGACUGGUUUGAGCUGCCUGACAGCUUUCUGCUGGUGAUGGAGCGUCCAGAGCCAUCGCAGGAUCUCCUGCACUUCCUGCUGGAGCAGGGGUUCCUGUGUGAGGAGGUGGCACGCUGGCUUUUCUGCCAGGUGCUGGAGGCCGUGCGGCACUGCACUGCCUGCGGCGUCCUGCACCGAGACAUCAAGCCGGAGAACCUCCUCGUGGACCUGGAGAGCGGCCACCUGAAGCUCAUUGACUUUGGUUGCAGCACCUUUCUCCAGGAGCGGGCCUUCACGCAAUUUGCCGGAACACGCGCGUACAGGCCACCCGAGUGGAUCUACCUUGGCUGCUACCAUGGCCAUUCAGCGACCAUCUGGUCCCUGGGCGUGCUGCUGUAUGUCAUGGUCUGUGGAAACCACCCCUUCCAGGAGGACCGUGACAUCAUGUUCGGGCAGCCCUUCUUCAGGCAGCAGGUCUCUCCAGAGUGCCAACAUCUGAUCCGCUGGUGUUUGUCCAAGCACCCUGCGGACAGGCCAGAGCUGGAGGAGAUCUUGCGCCACCCUUGGGUGCGGGGCAGGCGUUUCUGAUGCCUUGCUGGAGCCUCUGCAGCACCCACUUACUGAAUCCCAUGCAGGACUGAGGACCCAAAAAAUAAAACCAUACACCCAUUCUAGGCUGUCAAGUCUGGUCCUUGUUAGCAACUUCAGCUCAAGAGACCUCUUGGGAAAAGGGGUAAUCAAAGGCACUCCCUUCAGCCUUUGUCAAGCUUUUGAUGCCUUUCCUCCAGGAUGGUACUUUUGUGUCUUCAAGCACAGGCUGUAGUACAGCUAGGAGGGUGUUUAACAAGCCAAGAACUGCAACAGUGAAACAACAGCUGCCCUUUCAGACUGUCAAGCUUCUUGGUGUCUCCUGAAAUGAAACCAGGGCUGUGUGUGCAUUCCAAGGGCCAGCGGGUGGCAGGAGCAGAGAUGUUCCUCUGCUACCAAAGCUGUGCUUCUGUAAGCACCAAAACUUCA